Messenger RNA from Megachile rotundata (alfalfa leafcutting bee), 1074 nucleotides. RefSeq lists its product as uncharacterized. Gene Ontology annotation, biological process: detection of chemical stimulus involved in sensory perception of smell; sensory perception of smell. The record is from RefSeq and is a predicted model, not a curated record. NCBI's taxonomy places the organism in Eukaryota, Metazoa, Arthropoda, Insecta, Hymenoptera, Megachilidae. Gene Ontology annotation, molecular function: olfactory receptor activity; odorant binding. Gene Ontology annotation, cellular component: plasma membrane.
AUGUGCGGCUGUUGGCGACCUCGAUCUUGGGCAUCGACGUACAAGAAACUCCUGUACACCGUUUACACGGUCUUCGUGUUCACACUAUUGAACACUGUCAUGGUCCUUCAAAUCAUGGACUUGGUGUUGAACGUGGAAAAUCAAGAUGAACUGAGCGAAGGUUUCUAUAUGAUGCUGACGAUGUUCGUUGCUUGUCAUAAGAUGUAUAGUAUAUUGACGAGCAAGAAGAAUAUUGUUGCACUCACUCGUAUUUUGGAAAAUGAACCUUUUCUACCGGAAAAUGAGGAAGAAGUGGAUAUUCGGAAGAAAUUUGAUGAUAUUGCCCAAAAGCAAGCAUACGUAUACACGACCGCGAUCGAAGUGGCAGUGCUAUUUCAAUCAUGUGUCGGCGCGUUAAACAUGGGAGGGCAAAAAUUACCCUUCAGAAUGUGGUUGCCUCAGAAGUAUCUCUCACUGACAGUGCUGGUUAUUGCGAACAUUCAACAAGCUAUGUCGUUGAUCACGGGUGCGUUGGUGCACAUUGGCUGCGACAAUUUAAUCUGGGGACUGUUGCUUCACACUUGCAGUCAAAUCGAGAUUCUUGAGUAUCGUUUGAGGGCGAUUAAACCGGGAGAGAGUCAGUCUGCGAAAUCGUCCGCGCGGUAUCAUGAUCUCGUGUAUCGAUUCGCCAAAAUGAUAAACGAAGAGUUCAAAAUGGUAAUUGUCGUGCAGUUCACCGUGACUACAAUGAUCGUGUGCUUCAAUCUCUACCUACUCUUAACAACCGAAAAUAUGAACACGAAGUUUCUGAUAGUGGUUUUGUACACGUGCAGCAUGCUGACACAGAUAUUCAUUUAUUGUUGGUACGGGACUAAAGUUAAAAUGAAGAGUCUCGAAGUGUCAGACAUGGUAUUUAGAACUGACUGGAUGUUCUUCAGUAAGGAUGUGAAGAGAAUUCUGUACGUGAUCAUGAGACGUGCCAAUGUAUCUAUUGAAUUUAGAAGUGCUCACGUUGUUUCUAUGAAUCUCGAAGCUUUUGUGAACUUACUCAAAACCUCUUACUCGGCGUACAACGUGCUGAAUGGUAAAACUUAA